AAUGCUUAUAGUAUAACAUUCAUAAACAUAAAAACUAGUUGAAGAAUGGAAGUGAUGUUGUUCUAUUUACUUCUCUUCAGCUUCUCACUCUUGUUCCUGAUCUUAUUCAAUCUCAGGAGCAGGAUUAAUAAGAACAAGUACUACUCAGGAGGAGCUAGACUACCACCAGGGCCAUGGCGACUGCCCAUCGUCGGAAGCAUGCACCACCUCAUUGGUUCACUGCCACACCGGCGGCUGACUGAGCUGGCCAAAAGACAUGGGCCGCUGAUGUACCUCAAGCUCGGCGAGGUCUCCACCAUCGUCGUUUCCUCCCGUGAGGUUGCCAGCGAGAUGAUGAAGACGCAUGACCUCUGCUUCUCUGACAGACCCAUUUCACCCUCCGUGGAGAUACUCUCUUACAGUGGCAAAGAUCUCGUCUUUUCUCGCUACGGUGAGUACUGGCGGCAACUCCGGAAGCUAUCCGUGGUGGAGCUGUUGAGCCAGAAACGAGUUCAGUCUUUCAGGUCCAUCAGAGAAGAAGAGGUGUACAAGCUAAUACAAUCCAUUCACUCACAUAGUUCUUCAUCUUUGGUGAACAUCUCAGAGAAGCUCUACUUGUUAACCAACGAUGUGACGACGAGGGCAAUGAUUGGUAACCGGUGCAAGGACCAGAAGAUAUUUUUAAAUACGUUGGACGAAGCGAUAGAAGCCUCAGCCGGGUUUAAUCUGGCUGAUUUGUAUCCAUCUUUGAAUUGGCUGACUAGCAUCACUGGCAUGACUCGCAGGCUGAAAAGAAAUCAAUGCAAGCUCCAUGAGCUUUUUCUGAGCAUCGUCCGUGAUCACAUGGAGAACAAGAAGGAGGAUGAGGAGGAGGAUUUACUUGAUGUUCUUCUGAGGAUCAGGGAUGAUGGCAGUCUUGAUAUACCAAUCAGCAUAGACGGCAUUAAAGGAGUUAUCUUUAACUUGUUCGGAGCAGGGUCUGAAACAUCAUCGAACACCAUGGAAUGGACCAUGUCAGAGCUGAUGAAAAACCCGGAGGUGAUGAACAAGGUGCAGGCUGAGGUGCGUGAGCAUCUCAAAGGGAAAACUAAAGUGACAGAAGAGGACAUAAGUGGUCUGCAGUACUUGAAACUAGUGAUCAAAGAGACACUGAGAAUGCAUGCUCCAGUGCCGUUACUGAUUCCCAGAGAAUGCAGAGAGAACUGUGAGCUCAUGGGUUACCAAGUGCCUGCCGGAACGAAUGUGUUGGUGAACGCUUGGUCAAUUGGUAGAAAUCCAGAGUACUGGGAUGAACCACUUGUGUUCAAGCCUGAGAGGUUUGAAGGUAGUUCUAUUAGUUUCAAUGGGUCUUGUUUUGAGUUCAUACCUUUUGGUGCUGGGAGGAGGAUGUGUCCUGGAAUUUCCUUUGGGGUGGCCAACAUGGAGUUGGCACUGGCAUUGCUUCUCUAUCACUUUGAUUGGAAGCUUCCCAGUGGAGUUGAGCCUCAAGAUUUGGAUAUGACUGAAUGUUUUGGUAUCACUGCCCGGAGGAAAUCCCACCUCUUGCUGUGGGCCAUUCCUCGUAUUCCUUGUCCAUCAACCAAUUAAAGCUUCGUUUGGUUCACGGGGCAUAUGAAAGGGAAUGGCUCGAUUUGGUUCACGGCAUUAAAAAAAAGGGAAUGAGAAUGACAUGAGUAAUAGAAAAUUGGAAUGAGGAUAAAAAGCAAAAUUAAUAUUUUAUUAGAGGAAAUGAAAAUUGAAUGAAAAUUG
Molecule: messenger RNA, 1728 nt
Organism: Dioscorea cayenensis subsp. rotundata (Guinea yam)
Lineage: Eukaryota; Viridiplantae; Streptophyta; Magnoliopsida; Dioscoreales; Dioscoreaceae
Product: premnaspirodiene oxygenase-like
Exons: 2
Coding region: 46-1566 (506 amino acids)
Molecular function (GO): iron ion binding; monooxygenase activity; oxidoreductase activity, acting on paired donors, with incorporation or reduction of molecular oxygen
Source: RefSeq, a predicted model, not a curated record